GGGCGGCCGGCCGGGCCGCGAAGGCUGCCGGCGCUGUAUAUAAGCGGCGCUGGCGCCGGCCGGCCGACACCGCAACCGCCUGGCCAGCCCAGCCGCACCCGCACCGCCCGCUGCCGCCGCUUCUGCGACCGCCAACUCGCCGCGACAAUGAAGGUACUUUCCAUCCUGGUGAUCUGCCUUUCCGUGGCCGUGCUGGCGGCCGAUGAGAAGAAGGAGGACGAGAGGCCCAAGAUCUUCAAGAGGCUCAUCCCCGCUGAUGUCCUCAGAGACUUCCCCGGCAUGUGCUUCGCGUCGACGCGCUGCGGCUUCGUGGAGCCCGGCCAGACCUGGGACCUGACCCCCUUCUGCGGCCGCUCCACGUGCACCCCGGGCGAGGGAGAGAACGCCGGCAGGCUGUUCGAGCUGGUCGAGGACUGCGGACCUCUGCCCAAGGCCAACCCCAAGUGCAAGCUCAGCGACAAGACCAACAAGACGGCGCCCUUCCCCGGCUGCUGCCCCAUCAUCGAGUGCGAGCCCGGCGUGAAGCUCGAGUACCCCGAGAUCCCCACCGCCGCCCCCGCGGCCGACAAGGAGAAGAAGGCCUAAGCGGCGCCCGCCCACGCCACACCGACAGUAGCACCCCCAGCCUCCGCGGCUCGCAUCCCUCACCUUCGCCGUAAAUCCUCGCGUCGCUGCCCGACGCGUCAAAAAUCAUCCUUCGCCUACCCUACGUGAACCUCGGAUCGGCUUUCUUCGCCCUCAGUCGAUUGACCUCGCGAGCAGAACCGACGUCUUGCUUCGUCCGGGCAGUACGCGUCGGGCAGCCAGCAAUCUACGUGAAACACCGCUUCACUUCUUUCCUACAAAAAAAAGGACUGUCCUUUCUACUUCUUUCUUGCCUCACCUCUCUGUUCCUCCUAUCCUGCCGCCUCGCGAUUUUUCACCAAAUGUGUGUCCGCUACUGUCUCGGAACCAUCACAAAGCUUGCCUACUACUAUCAUAUUUGGCCAAACUUAACAGAUCGAUACAACGCUAAAGUUAUUCAAGCGUGAAAAAUGUUAAAAAAACAAGUAUCCCUAAACUAUGCAGUAUCUCGUGUUUAACAUCUCAGAAAGCACGCAUUACGGUUAUAAUGUAAAUAGCGACCUUCUAUCACCGCUGUAAGUCACUCGACUCGAACCUACAACAACCGUAAAUCGACAAUACAUCUGUAAAAAUACCCUCUCUACCGUGACAACGUUCUUACCUUAGCUCGCAGAAAUAUCUACGCUGUUGUAGCAAGUACGCCGUGUCGUCUUCACAGCUGUCUCACAUAUGCGAUAUAAUCCAUUCAUUCUAGAUAUUUAUACAAUAAAUUUAAUGCUUAGGUACACCUAGAGGCACACCAGUCAGUGCACCUGAAAUAUGAUCUUUAAAAGGUCGUCUGUCGUGUAUGUGUUGUGAUUAUUAUUUCGUUUACGGCAGUGAAAAUGAUGUUUAGUCUUGUCUCGUUUAAGAGUAAUCGUUCCUCAGUCAUUUUCACUCACGCGUAGUACUUCGUAAAAAAAGAAGACAGCGAGAAAAGUCAUUUACGACAUCUAAUAUACCGAAUGCUUACUCGAAAGGAUUCGUUCGUUACGGUGUGUUACCGAAUAUCCGACCUUCCCCAAGCGCUGACAAAAUGGAAACAUAUAUAUAUAUAUACAUAUAUAUCUACGGAACAGCGCCAUAUCGAUCACAUCGUUAAUUAAACUACACUGCUAAGUCAUGCACAGUAAAAAUACUUUUUAUUUCAGGAAAGAUCAUCACUAGCGAACUACAUCUCGCUUCCUGAUCCAUGUUAAAGGAAUGCAUUUACUUUGUGUUAACUAUUACUGGUUGGAGUUUCUAAUUCUUCCCAUAAUAGUAGUAUCAGAGACUAGAAUUGUAAUUAUUAAGCCAAUUUACAAGGUAAAUUUCAGCGUUAUCUUUUAACUUGUAAAAUGUGUGUAAAACUUCUUACGUGUGAAGUCGAAUGUGAAAUUUCAGACUGAAUUUUUUUUCUACAAUUCUUGUAAACAUAGUCUCUUUGGUGCAUGAGUGAUGAAUACAACUAAAUGUAAUAAAUUUCCUUACAAAACAUGAA
This is a messenger RNA of Schistocerca cancellata (South American locust), 2083 nucleotides long. RefSeq lists its product as uncharacterized. The coding region runs from base 148 to 585 and encodes 145 amino acids. The transcript is spliced from 3 exons. The record is from RefSeq and is a predicted model, not a curated record. Lineage: Eukaryota; Metazoa; Arthropoda; Insecta; Orthoptera; Acrididae.